CGCCCCGCCAGCCCGGACUUUACCUCCCGGCCGGGCCCGCGUCGUUCCGGGCCAUGUGAGCCGCGGGGCCGGGCCGCGGGGCCUCACCGGCUGCGGGAUGGAGCGCAGGAAGGUCUUCGUGGCGCUCGACGUACUCUGCCUGGCGGUCGCAUCUCUGCCCUUCAUCAUCCUGACACUGGUGAACUCCCCGUACAAGCGAGGCUUCUACUGCAGUGAUGAUUCCAUCCGCUACCCCUACAAGGCAGACACCAUCACCCACGGUCUCAUGGCUGGGGUCACGAUCACCUGCACUGUUCUCAUUAUCUCAUCGGGGGAGGCAUACCUGGUCUACACUGAGCGCCUCUACUCCAAGUCAGAGUUCAACAACUACCUGGCUGCCCUCUACAAGGUGGUGGGGACCUUUCUCUUUGGGGGGGCCAUCAGCCAGUCCCUGACUGAUCUGGCCAAAUACAUGAUCGGCCGUCUCCGGCCAAACUUCCUGGCUGUCUGCAAUCCUGACUGGUCCAAGGUGAACUGCUCCAUCUAUGUGCAGCUGGAGAAUGUCUGCCAGGGAGAGAGCAGGAACAUCACCGAGUCCAGACUGUCCUUCUACUCGGGACACUCCUCCUUUGGGAUGUACUGCAUGAUGUUCUUGGCGCUCUAUGUGCAAGCCCGGCUGGUGGGAAAGUGGGCCCGGCUGCUGCGCCCCACCAUCCAGUUCUUCCUCAUCACCUUCGCCAUCUAUGUGGGCUACACCAGGGUGUCCGACUACAAGCACCACUGGAGCGACGUGCUGGUGGGGCUGCUCCAAGGGGCUCUCAUUGCCGUCCUCAUUGUCCGCUACGUCUCUGACUUCUUCAAGCACCGUCCCCCACGGCAGUGUGAGGAGAAGGACCCAGAGCGCAAGCCCAGCCUGCCGCUCACCCUGAGCGACCCCGACCACAAUCACUACAGCUACCGCGGCGCCCCGUGAGCCGCGCACGGCCCGCGCCGGACUGCAGACCUGCCCCUUGCCGUGCUCUGCUCCUGGCUCAGGGAUGGGGAUGCUGGCUCUAUAUUAACUGUUGGCUCCGUGGCUCUGGUGCCUCUGGCUGCCACAGGUGCCAGUGGGACAGCCCUGCCUGUUCAUGCUCCCACAGUGCUGUGGUGCCCAGCUCCCCAUGCCCGUAGUGCUGCUGUGCUUGCCGGUACCUGGUGAUGCCAGUGCCCUGCCUGUGGGAAGGGGAUGUCCUCAACCCCUGUGCAUCUGAGUCAUGCUCCAAAGCUGCUGUCCCAGCCCUCCACGUGGAGGAAGGGGAGGGAGGGGAGGGUGGCACGUGGGGAUGGAUUUAUUGGGCUGGCAAAGCACACUGAGCGAAGAGCAAACUCCUUGGCAAGUCUGAGUUUGCCUGUGCUGAGUGUGUGUUGUCCCUGUCAAAUUAUCCAGCCUUCUGAGUACAAAUCCUCACAGGCACAGAGAGAGGAGGACAACUGCUGGGCUAGCUAUACUUUUUUGGAAAGGAUUAAAGCAAUCCAGAGCUUUUCUUUGUUCCAUUGGUUACCUUCAAGAGCAGUCCUGCCCACCAGCAGCUGGUGCGAGCAGUGGGUGCCUGGGCAGGCUCUUCUCUGGCAGUGCCUGACGCUGCAGUCCUGGGUGUGAGGGCUGUUUGCCCCCUGCCUGCUUCAUGCCUGGCUUGGGCAAGGGGUUGCUCCGGCCUUUGUCGCUCCUGCAGCUUCAGCUGAUGCUUUAGGGUGUGUGGGGAACUAGGGAGACACUUUCUGUGGUAAAGGAAAAUAAAUGGGGAUGUGGAGCUGAAUACAGGAAGGGGGGGGCAAUGGGUAUGGAGCAGUCCCAUUGCAGACACGCAGCUGCCUCCAGCACUGGAGUGCUGUGGGUCUCUCUUUAAAAUUCAUGCAUUUUCAUUAUGAUGUGUUUUUAUAAAAAUGUUCAUAAUUAGAUCAUCCUUAAAGAA
This is a messenger RNA of Corapipo altera (White-ruffed manakin), 1931 nucleotides long. RefSeq names its product phospholipid phosphatase 2 (gene PLPP2). Gene Ontology annotation, biological process: phospholipid metabolic process; signal transduction; phospholipid dephosphorylation. The coding region runs from base 98 to 952 and encodes 284 amino acids. The record is from RefSeq and is a predicted model, not a curated record. NCBI's taxonomy places the organism in Eukaryota, Metazoa, Chordata, Aves, Passeriformes, Pipridae. Gene Ontology annotation, molecular function: phosphatidate phosphatase activity. The transcript is spliced from 6 exons.